Messenger RNA from Bipolaris maydis ATCC 48331, 462 nucleotides. RefSeq lists its product as uncharacterized. The record is from RefSeq and is a predicted model, not a curated record. NCBI's taxonomy places the organism in Eukaryota, Fungi, Ascomycota, Dothideomycetes, Pleosporales, Pleosporaceae.
AUGUCCGCAUUUGCAGCCAUUCUGUCUCUGCGUCUUUCACAGGGUAUAUUCACCGUACUUAAUAUUGGUCUAUCUAGCUACUUGGUGCACGAACUAGUCGAUGUGACUAGCGACGUGACUGUCGGGCUUGUUGCGGCAUGUGUCUCUGCUAUGGGCAUAUUUUGUGCUCCUAGUACGAGCAAAGUUAUGUCAACAAGAGGGUCAAAUCUCUACUUUGCGUUUGCUGUAGACUGGGUUGUGAGCAUUUUCAACUUGAUUGCACUCAUCUACCUUGGGAAAUUUGUUACCAGCUCAUCCUUCUGUCAAGAGAAGAUAUGCACAGUCGCCAAGCUGAAUACUGUGUUAACUGGAUUGAAUUUUUCCAACUGGGCAGCUACAGCGACGUAUAUUGGUAUUCAGAUAUCCAAGCCGUGGACAAAAGGUACUGAGCCUGUCCCAGAGAUGGGGAAAAUCCAGCUUUAG